AUGGGAGACGCAGGGGAGACAAGAAGCCCUUUGCGGAUCGCAAUCAUCGGAGGAGGUAUAGGUGGACUGAGUUUUCUACUAGGGCUCUUGAGACACUGCGACCGACGCGUUAUCAAACCACACCUGUACGAAGCUGCUCCUGCAUUUUCCGAAAUCGGCGCCGGCGUUGGAUUUCUCCCCAAUGCAGUUCGAGCCAUGUGUGCCAUCGACCCGAGAAUCUACGAAUCCUACAGCCGAAUUGCAGACGAAGCCGAAGCGGUAACAGUCGACGGCCGAGAGAUGUCAGUCUUUCUUAAAUUCUACAUGGGCAUGGACGGCAGAGGAGGGACGAACACGGCAAGAGCUUUGGAAAAGAUAUGUCCAGUCCACAAUGACAACAAGUUCCGCAAUGUCCACCGAGCGGCUUUCUUGGACGCGAUGGUGGACCUCUUGCCUGGUGGCUUCCAGGGAGGUCUGGUCAGCUUCAAUAAAAGGUGCACUGAUGUGCAAGAAGACGGAGAACGUGUCAAGGUUCACUUCGCGGACGGCACCUCUCAAACCUUCGAUGCUGUUAUUGGUUGCGACGGCGUCAAAUCGCGAGUGCGGAACAUUUUACAUGGGGAGCAGGAAAAGUAUGAACCACAAUUUACCGGCAAAUAUGCCUAUCGAGGACUCCUCCCAAUCGAGGAUGGCAUCAAUGCUCUAGGAGAGGACAUGGCAAUGGCCCAGGCUAUGAGCCUUGGCUAUGGAGGCCAUCUCGUCACGUUUCCAAUCGAGCAAGGCAAGACGCUCAAUGUCGUCGCCUUCCGAAGUGCCUCGGAGUGGAAGUAUGGCAGCAACUGGGUUGUUCCCGCCACCGUUGAAGACGCUCUCGAAGACUUCAAGGAGUGGAGCGAACCGGUGAAAAAGCUCCUGUCUAUGCUGAAAAAGCCAGAUAAAUGGGGGCUCUUUGAUCUCCCCCCUGCAAAAUCCUUUGUCAAAGACGGCAAAAUUUGUCUCUUGGGUGAUUCCGCCCAUGCUUCUACACCGCAUCUCGGCGCAGGGGCGGGUAUGGCUAUCGAGGAUGCUGCUGUUCUCAGUCGACUUCUUGGAGCAAUCAAAACGCCCGACGCAUAUCAACUCGUCAAGGUUUUUGCGGCAUACGAUGCAACCAGGAGAGAGCGUGAUCAACGGCUCGUGGCCGAAAGCAGGAAGGCCGGUAUGCUCUACGAGUUUGAAAGACCUGGGGUUGGGGAUGAUCUUGACCAAUUCCGACAUGUUUUGCGGCAUCAGUGGGACUGGGUUUGGAAUUUAGACAUGGAAGCUCAUUGUGAAGAUGCCAUUAAACUGAUGCACCAGCUAGAUAGGGGCAAUGCCUCCGUUUGA
Fonsecaea erecta is the source of this 1344-nucleotide messenger RNA. RefSeq lists its product as hypothetical. The coding region runs from base 1 to 1344 and encodes 447 amino acids. NCBI's taxonomy places the organism in Eukaryota, Fungi, Ascomycota, Eurotiomycetes, Chaetothyriales, Herpotrichiellaceae. Gene Ontology annotation, biological process: secondary metabolite biosynthetic process. The transcript has a single exon. Gene Ontology annotation, molecular function: FAD binding. The record is from RefSeq and is a predicted model, not a curated record.